Lentinula edodes (shiitake mushroom) is the source of this 339-nucleotide messenger RNA. RefSeq lists its product as uncharacterized. The record is from RefSeq and is a predicted model, not a curated record. Bases 1 to 339 code for a protein of 112 amino acids. The transcript is spliced from 2 exons. NCBI's taxonomy places the organism in Eukaryota, Fungi, Basidiomycota, Agaricomycetes, Agaricales, Omphalotaceae.
AUGAACACUUCGGGAUUUUACAUCAACGAGCUCGAGAGGGCGCUCUCCGAACAAGCCCCGUUCAUUCAGACAUUUUCUGUGGACAGUUCUUCAUCAUUGCAGGCUACUGGAUCAGUGACGCUACUGGAAGGAAAUGUGGUUAAUAUCGAGAUCACGAAUCGAGGAUUUCAUUCGCACCAAGCCAGAGAACUACCUUUCGAGACCAUUGAAGAUCUUCUCCAGACAGUUAGUCCUCUCUACGCGCGACAGAGACAAUCUGUUUUAUUGGAUGCUUUGGAAAAAUUGUCUUCAAACCAGCCAUUAAAUGGAGGAAAAGACAAGCGUGAACACUGCGGUUGA